AUGCACCCCCUCGCGGCCGCCUGCGCCGUCCUGGCCGCCGGCGCGGCCGCCAACGCCACGUGGCCCGCCGUCUUGGACUGGGACUGCGCCGAGACGCUCGACGGCUGCGAGAGCGCGUGCUACGCCGCCAAGAUGCACCUGGUCCCCGACGUGCUUGCCUACGACGCCCACUCCGAGGGCUGGCUGGCGCGCGGCCGGCGCUCGGGCGCCGAGCUGGGCCUCUGCAACGACAGCGACCUCGCCCGCAACCCGCGCCACGAGCGCGUCAUGCACACCAACCAGUACCCGCCCGCCAGCACGCGCCAGGGUGGGGAGGGCGCCGUGCUGCGCUGCGUGACUCUGGCGGAUAAGCUUGGUUCCGACUCUCUUCCCCUCUGUGACGCUGCUCUUGGUUCUGGAGGGCUGUUUUAUAACUACAACAUGUCGGAUGGUGACCUGUUCGAGGUUGCUAUUCGCAACUACGCUGGGAUCGCAUAUUGCCCGCACGGCGCCGCCUUGGAUGACGCGCCGUGGGAGUUCAAGCUCAAAGACGGGCAGGUGGUGGAUGCGUGGGAGCCCGAGCAUCACCGCCGCGAUUUCGCCAACAUCUUUGUACAUGCGAGCGUUGGGGUCAACCUGCGCGAGUAUGAGGACGAGUAUGGUGACCGGGUGUUGAGCCUGUCGCGGAACGCCACGAGCUCGCUGGUCGGGAGAACCAUCUCCAACGGUCAGAGGGGCCUCACGAUCAUGAAGGAGAUAUUGCCGCAAGGGAAGUAGACCUCGCUCUAGGAUUUACGAGACCGUGUCGGCCUUGGGGCCUCGAUG
This is a messenger RNA of Gaeumannomyces tritici R3-111a-1, 804 nucleotides long. RefSeq lists its product as hypothetical. The record is from RefSeq and is a predicted model, not a curated record. The transcript is spliced from 4 exons. Lineage: Eukaryota; Fungi; Ascomycota; Sordariomycetes; Magnaporthales; Magnaporthaceae. Bases 1 to 756 code for a protein of 251 amino acids.